Molecule: messenger RNA, 1254 nt
Organism: Desarmillaria tabescens
Lineage: Eukaryota; Fungi; Basidiomycota; Agaricomycetes; Agaricales; Physalacriaceae
Product: methionyl aminopeptidase
Exons: 8
Coding region: 26-1048 (340 amino acids)
Biological process (GO): proteolysis
Cellular component (GO): mitochondrion
Molecular function (GO): metalloaminopeptidase activity
Source: RefSeq, a predicted model, not a curated record
GUUUAGACCAAACUGUAGCUGCUUUAUGUUUCGACGACCGUGUUCAGCUCUUGCCAAAACUUUAACUUCUCGGCCAUUCCGUCAUGUGUGCCCGACUCCAAAACAGAAACGUUUAUAUUCACACACGGAUGUAGAAGAAACGUACGAUUUUGGGACAUACAGUGUUAUCCUUCCCGAAGAACCUUUCGUAUUCGGCGUAUCCCAUAUAGCACCCAAACCGGUUCCGCCUUCGAUUCGCGUUCCACCUUAUGUCGGUAGCGGUCACGACGUUACACUGGAUGAUGAUAGCAUCAUCACGCUUGGCGGCGAGGAAGAAGCACGCGUCAGACGCGCUGGGGCAUUGGCAAGUAAAGUUCGAGAGUUUGCUGGUUCUCUCGUAAAGGUCGGGGUGACUACCAAUGCCAUCGACGCCGCGGUUCAUGAAUACAUCGUCGCCCGCGGAGCCUAUCCAUCUCCACUGCGUUAUAAGGGAUUCCCAAAAUCUUGUUGUACUAGCAUAAACAACGUUAUCGCACAUGGAAUACCAGACGACCGUCCUCUCGAAGACGGAGACAUUAUCAACAUCGAUAUCACAGUAUAUUUGGACGGAUAUCACGGCGACACCUCAGAAACCUUCUUGGUCGGAGAUGUAGACGCAGAGGGCCGUGUUCUUUGUGCGGUUACUUUCAACGCCCUGAGAGCAGGAAUCUCCGCCUGCGGACCCGGAAAGCCAUUCAAAGGCAUAGGACAAGCGAUACACUACUAUCUAGCUGGCACUAGAUCUCAGCUUGAUAUGGACUUCUGCAUAUCAGAACAAUUUACUGGUCAUGGAAUCGGGACUGCGUUUCAUGCCAAGCCCUGGAUAUUGCAUUCUUACAACGAAGAACCCGGGAUUAUGAAACCAGGUCAUUGUUUUACUAUCGAGCCAUCGAUUAUCCAGGGUACAGAUCUAAAGGGAUGGAUUUUCCCGGACGGAUGGGCGACUAGUACAACAAACUGCGCGCGCAGUGCUCAGGCCGAGCAUAUGAUACUAAUUACAGAAUCCGGCGCAGACAUUCUCACCCUCUAGCUCACGUACUAACAUUUGAGGCCCACCGCAUACGUACACCUGAGUGCUAUAUUUGCAGAGCACUGGUUUAUUUUUAAUCUGGCUAAUUAUGACUUUCUUGAUCUAAUAUUGUUGUUCAUACGGUCUAGUAUUGCCUAGAUUUACGCUAUACAUUGAGAUUGUCCGUACUGCAGGGAUAGACAGAAAAGCACCGGAUGAUUGUCCAG